UUUAAAUACAGGUGCAUGAUUGGCGUUCAUCAAUUUAGAGGCGUGUCAAAACGAAAGCGAGCGUUACACAACGAGGAAACGUUUGGCUGCUAAGUGACCAACGCUGAUCCUGGGUCAGAAUAAACAAAUCGAAGUUUAGAAUGGCAACUGAGGGAGAACCAACAGACCUGGUGAAGGUGUUUCACCUGUUGAUCUUGGCGUUUACAUGGGGCAUGCAGGUGUGGGUGUCGUUUAUUGCAGGGUUUGUGUUGUUGUCCAAAGUCACUCUGCACACAUUUGGUUUAGUUCAGAGCAAACUCUUCCCCAUGUAUUUCUACUGCUUGCUGGGCAGUAACACAGUCAGCCUGGCCAUAUAUGCUGUCUACCAUCCCAGAGAACUCUUGAACUUGCAUGAGACUAUACAGAUGGCUCUGUUCUUCGUGGCUGUGGUCAUGGCAGGGUUGAAUGUGCAGUGGCUUACUCCAGCUGUCAUUGAGCACUCCCUGGUGAUGAGGGAGAUCGAGCAGGAACAUGGCCUUGGUGGUGAGAUCGGCUUUUCCACUAACAGGGAGCGCUACAUCAAACUCAGAGAGCAGGAUCCAAAAUACAAGACCCACAGGAAAAGCUUUUACCACUACCAUGGCUGGUCUAACCUGAGCAACCUCAUAGGCUUCGCCUGCAUCACCGUCAAUCUCAUCUACCUGGCACUUCAUCUGUCUUCAUUAUAAUGUUGUUGGCAAAAAACAUACAACCAAUUAGACUUGUAAACAUAUUGCUACAUGUAUGUAAGGUAUGGAAAGGCAAAGCAGAACAACUCUAAUUCAGUUUUGAACAAGAAUUCAGUGACCAUAGCAUAAAAAUCUUACUGUAUAAAAUAUGAAUUUCUAAAUAAAUAAAAUUGUUACGCCUAUUUCUAGGCAUUUUAAAAAUGUCUAAUACCUAGAAACAAGCAAUAUAAUCUUCCUGUAGUAGAAGAUAGGUUCAAGCUUGUAAAUAUUUUUAGAGUUUUACAUGAUGGCUUUAUAUUUGAUACAAAAUAAUCUCAUAAUGUAAAAAAAAUGUGAUGGCUUUUAUUUUGUUCGGAUGUAAUAAUUACACAUGCAAAGAUAAACAUUUUUGGAGUGAAUCCUCCAGACCACAAA
Tachysurus fulvidraco (yellow catfish) is the source of this 1121-nucleotide messenger RNA. RefSeq names its product transmembrane protein 205 (gene tmem205). Lineage: Eukaryota; Metazoa; Chordata; Actinopteri; Siluriformes; Bagridae. The coding region runs from base 141 to 707 and encodes 188 amino acids. The record is from RefSeq and is a predicted model, not a curated record. The transcript has 4 exons.